CUAAUUUGGGAAAAUUAGACGCGUACUUCACAACAUUUCAACGUAUCGCAGAACUUAACACUUUAUUGAUAAUCGAACCUUUCGACGCCAUUGUCACACAGCCCAUCAAUCUCAAGGUUUUGUUAGAAUUGGGAAGUAGAUAUAAGUAUAAAAGCUUUUUACAAUAACUGAGCAUAAUAGAUCUCGAAAUGUUGUAGUCAAAUAUGCCUGCUUCAGUCACAUAUUUUGUCCUGUUUUAACAUGAGAUGAAUUAAGAUGAACACCUCCAAUAAAUGGAUGUCGAGAUUUUGUAUAAUUGGGGCCAAAACUUUGAUAAUGUCGUUCUGGAUGGGGAUCUGGCGUACCAAAGACUUAAUGGUUGUGACCGCUUCGGUUCCGGGAUUAGAAAUCGCUGGUAGAAUGAUUAUACUUUGUUGUGUAUUGACUAUAUCGAUGUCUCCUUUCAAGUAAACACAAUUUUAACAAACUUGUACAGAAGUUUUUAGUCUUUCCAAGAGCAUGGUCAACUCUUUCACCCGGAGUUGUAUUCACAUUCCCAUUUCUUCAACCACCUAUGCAACAUCUAUUUAAGAGAGGUCCACAUAAAGGAAAUAGAUAUCAUCUUGGGCCAAUCUAGAGCGCCCCCGGACCCAGUUUUUUGGCCCAUUUCGGAUGCUCGACCGUUUCUGUAAAGAUCUUCAGUUAUAUUUUCUGCAGACAUGCCCAACUGCAGUUGUGCCAACGCCAUUUCUGCAAGUUAUGUGCCAGUCGUCUGUCAACUGCCAGCACAUACUAGCUUACAUGUUAACACGUCAAAUGUUCACUACCUGGUACAACUACCAUCUCACGUUAUAUUUACUCUCAAUGUUCAUAAGCGAUGGUUUAGUCUCGUCUCGCAGCCAUAUGCCAACCGUCUUAGCCUGGGCCCGUGUCACCGACAACACGAUAUAACCGCCGUUUCACCUCCAGCCUGGCGCCUAAGAACCCCGACUGCCACAAAAACAUGGGGUUGAAACCUUACGGGAUCUACCCCUAUUCAGGCUAAACAAAUACGUGGCAUGGCACCGGCCUGCAGCAUAAAAAAACAAGAGAUGAGAAAAAAACUUUAGCCGAGAUUCUACGCAAGAGGAAUAUACAAUAAGUCUGUACAAGUGGCCUGUAUGUUGUUCUAGGUCAUUGAAUGAAUUUUGUGUGAUCUUACACUGUUAGUACAAAAACUUCGGUUUGGUUUAAUCCAUUUCGUAGGGGUAUCAGAAAUUUGGGUAUACUUGGUCUAUCAUGCAAUGAGUACUUCAGACUGGUGCACAGCAUCUUUGUCUUCAUCUAGCCCAUGAAAUGGUGAAUUGAAACAUACGUUUUCCUGACUUCUUGGAAUGUGGUGAAUAAC
Yamadazyma tenuis ATCC 10573 is the source of this 1366-nucleotide messenger RNA. The record is from RefSeq and is a predicted model, not a curated record. NCBI's taxonomy places the organism in Eukaryota, Fungi, Ascomycota, Pichiomycetes, Serinales, Debaryomycetaceae.